AACCAGCAAACUAAACUUUUCCACAGUUCAAAGCCCCGGCCCGCAAAGCCGAGGAGGGAGGGGCAGGCGGGGCGCGUCUGGUGGGCGGGACCCCCGAGCACUCCGGAAGUUACCCCGCCCUGAAGGCUCCCGGGUCGGCAAAGUGAGGGGAGGGUCCAGGCCUCCGUUGGACCGAAUGGGGCGUCCCUCAGCUUAACGACUCCCAGUUCCCGCGUCUCCGCAGGGCGCCUCUGCCUGGGUUCCAGGCUGAGUUCGCGCCCACUCUUCCUGGGGUGCCGGCGGCCCGGGCCGUUUCGCCUCUUUUACUCGGGCCUGUGAAGCCGAAAGCUUUCCCAGAAGCGCGCACAGCCGCCUGCUUUCCCCGCGGCUGGUCUUUGUUCAGGGACUACAAGGGAAGAGGCGGGAGACGUGUGAGACUUUUUAAAAAGUGGCCUGUCCCGGGGAAGACGUGCCCCCAGACCCCUGAGAGCCAACGUUCUGAGGAAAAGAAACUUUCCUUGCCCCUUAGUGUCGCUUACAUUACCUAAAAGUAUUUCCUCAGCCUCUGUGUUUUAAUGUCUCAGGGGAAAGACUAUCUUAAGAUUUAAAAUCAGCGCUGCUCAUUUUACCUUGGUAGAGACCCGUUUUCUACUUCGCACUUAAGGUAGACAGGGUGUGCGACCCGUCACCCUCCCUUCCAAGUCGGUGUGGCCGACGCCCCCAGCCGGACUCACGCCCUCCUACUCCUCCGCGUCGGGUCCGCUGCGGGCGCUCCUGACAGGGGGUCGAGGCUAGACCGGACGGGCGGCUGCGCCCAAGGCCAUCCGGGGCGGCGGCCCAGCGGGGAGCGCCCUAGGCGCGCACUUUUCCAGUCCCUUCGAAAGCGCGGGGUUGAGGUCGCGGCUCUGGGCCCUCGGAUGCAGCGGUGCAGUAGCGACACCUGAAUCCCAUAAAAGGCGGGCGCGGUCUUGUAUCCGGGCUGGGUCUGAGGAAUCCGCAAGGGCGAGAGGGUCGUCUCCUAGGCCUGAGCCUCUGCUGGCUUCCACAGUUCCAGAACAUGAAGGACCUGGCAGCUGCUGCCGGGUCGGCUUAGCACCAGCGAAGUAACAGGCAGUUCUGCUCCCUGUUUGUUCCCAAAGGCCUCGGCACGUGGGGAUCUCGAGCAGGCCUCUGACUGCGGCCCGUCUCCUUCCCUUCCAAAAUUGUGUGGGGACAAGACAGUCCACGACCUUCCCCUCCGUUCAGCGGUGUCCCCCGGCCGCUCGACGCGGGUUCAGUCAUCUCUCCGACCCCAAGCGGCCUCUGCUCUCUACCCCUGGCCCCGAAGGGCGGCCUCGGGGAUCUCGGGGGAAGGGGGGGGGGGUUGCAUGAGUCUGUCCCCAACCAACUGAGGGAGAACCAGGACAUUUUCAGAAAUUGAUUGCUGGAUGUCCUACCAUCUGGCUAGACUUCCCCAACCCCUUUCAAUCUGAAGCCGGCGGAAGAGCGAGGUCGAGAAGCCGACCGGGUGAGAGCUGAGUAGUUAAGUUCCCGCACAGGGAGAGGGGACAAGUUUUCCCGCUUUCACAGGGGUUUCUACACGCUCAGGCUUCCAGCAUCUGCCUGCACCGACAUCACCGUGGGCCCAAUGAAAACAGUAAAAUAGGAACCCUGACACCCUCCGUCCCCGACACACACCCUGCCACUUCGAUGAGAACCCAGCAGAGAACUUCCCGUUACACAACCGGGACAAUCGGAAAUUGUCGUUUUGAUUACGUGUUAGUUGGAUGAGGAGCACCUACCAGAACUCCCAGAUCUGGAGUCAGAAAAUCCUCACUUUCUCAGCAAGGGCACCUGCAUCCUGAGCUUUUACAUAUACACACACCCAGCGACAUUUCGUGCUGAGAAAGACCCACAGAUGCACAUUAUUUUUCCCUUUUCCACUGUUAUCUGCCACAGUUCUACUCAGUUAAUUGCGGUUUGAGAACACACACCAUCCAGAGAGCACCAGUGGAUCUAACCAAGUGAGGUUACAUUUACUUGUAAUCCUCCCCCUUCCCUUUCCACUUUCUUUGAUGAUUUUUCCCAUACGUGUGUAAGCUACGGGGACUUAGUAGAAGCAGGCCGCUCCUCCUAAAUGUGAUUUGGACCAUAUGCUUUCUACAUUCAUUCCCGCUCCAGCUUUUCUUCUCUGCACUAACUGCUAACACGUUAUAGUCACCUUGAAAUUUCCUCUGCUAUUUUCCAAUUAAAAGCUUAAUAGCCCUGGAAACGGAGUUCAUGUGGUGAAGUUUACCAUAGCCCCUUGUUCUGAAAGGCUUUCUGCUGGGAUCCCAUUAUGUGCUUGAAUAAACCCUUUCUGCAAACAGAAAUGGGACUCGGGGUUGUCAGGUGUUGGGUUACAAUAGACUUUGAGGCAGGGGACAUUUUACCAACAUAAAUACAAACCUGUCCCUAUAGGGAGAUGUUGUCAAAUACUGGGAUAUGGAAAACAUUCCCAUCAAAUAUGAGAAAAGGAUUACUGCACUAUAUCAAAUGAGUAUUUAGAUCUCAGCCCCCGAUGUGCACCGGAGUGAAACGGGCCCCCGGGACCAAAUAAUGCCAGACUGUUUGAGUGGCAAGGAGUUAGGGUGGCUAGGUGACCUAGGGAGGAACGGGAAAGAGGGGUCGCCUUGGUAGUGAGAAUGCCCCCACAAACCUGGUGCAGAGCUCUUCUGCUUUCCUUUUAAAAAUUUAUUCAUGCUCAAGUUCUUUCUACUCCCUCGUUUCAUUGACCAUUUGAAGAAAAUCGGAAGAAAUUUGGUUUUGAAAAAAGUCGUCGAUCCCCACGUUUCCAAGAGACCUGGAGGUUUCAGCGCGAUAGUUUUCAGAUAAGGUGUCAUUCGUGGCCCUCUACACCUCAGCGCGUUAAAUGACUCGCGUCCAGCUCCUCACUUCCUAGCCUCAGGCCUAUAGGGCUGCGGGCGAUCUCUGCCUCCUGUUCCCAGAGCUUACGAAAUUUCUUCCAGUUGUGCUUUAGGGCUUGUUUUCCUAGAGAAGGCUGAGACUAGAGGAAGGAUUAAAGUGGUGGGGGAAGGGGCAAGACCGAGGGGUCCCUACCCCACGCGGCUUUGGAGGAUGGCCUCCCACUCAAAUGCUGGGGCUUCUUGUCCACACUCCAGGUCAGUCUCCCGCGAUCCCCAUCUCACGGACGUGUAUGAUACGGGACAGCUAAAGGCUUCAAGGGAAACACUCAACCGGGUUCGGUUUUAAACCCUCCUCUCCUCCGCGAAUCAACCUUCUAGGCAAAGGGUUGGCUGCUAGAACGCCUGGAAGUGCUUCCCUUGAAUUCACAGCAAACACCAGAGGAACGUUUUCGGGUUGUCUGCUUACUUCCAGGGCAGUACGGAGAAAAGGAAGAAAAGCGGCCUCCCGGAGGGACAAGGGCCUCUGUGCCCACGAGGGGUCCGGCAUUGCAGCGGACUUGCCCGCUUUCAUCUAGCAUUCGAUUCCCCGCCAGAUGAGCUUGGUGCAAACACUCUUAGAAGCGUACCCACCGAAGGCUCUGGAACUGCCCCGCUUGGCAUAGAGCUAUUGGGCUGUCCCGCUCCCAGUGUAUCCACCUGUUUUUUGUUUUUUUUGUUUGUUGAUGGGCAAGGGGGAGGCGCGAGGGGGUGGGCCUUCCUUGUGCAUAUAUAGCGAUAGUCUGCACUAGGCCAAACCGGCUACUCUUGGGAGAAUGGGAAAACACAAAUAAUCUAAUCGAAGUUUUCUGCUGUCAUCUUGUGCAAGGACCCUCUCCCCCAAGACAUCUAUGACUGGGGUCUGUGGGUUAAGGGGUCAAAAGUGGCCCUAUUCCAUAUCCAUAAUUAAAUCACAGAAUCUUUGGGGAUUUUAAUUGAGUGGCUGGCUCCAGACCUGCGUUUGCCCCCAGUGGCUGCUGGGAGAGAGGGAAGAGAUAAACUUGGGGGCGCUAAUGUGGCUUCUGCGUCUGCUCCUUGAAAGUUUAUACCUGGCGCUUAGCAAAUUCUUUCCGGGAGCAUGUAUGUCCCUGACCUUUCAGGAUAUUGUUUUAUAUUAAAACAUGGAGAGGAGGGUAGAAAAGUAAAAUUUGCCUGCCCCCAAAAAAAGGGGGGGUGGUCAUCCUUGGGCCGGCAGAGCUCCACAUACAUUUUUUCCAAAGCAACAAAAGAUAAAAAAAAAAAAUACGUUUUAAAAGGAAAUUAAGAAAAGAGCUUAACGUUCCCAAAUCAACAUCACUCCAAUCCCCUAUCCUAAACUCCACCCAGGUCUGUGAUGCACCCCCAACACUCCCGUAGGUUCGGGUUCUCCCGGAGCUGAGUUUCUACGGCCAAAUGUCGGGAUAAAAGCUGCCUAGGGCUCGGAAAAACGCAGCCACAGGAGGACUGAAGGGAGGAGAAGAGAGAGAAGGGGAGCGGCCACCUCACUCCCUUACAUGGACCCCCACCCUCACUCUCGCUGGUCCUCCCCUUCUCCGCCCCACGAGCACGCCGCGUUCCGGAGCGCUGCAGUCUCCCGCUGCAGGCUCGGGUGACGGAGAGGACUUGGAGGAGGGGGCCGUGAGCGCCCCCGCGAGCGUGGCCCGGCUGCAGGUGGCCAGGAAGGUGAAGUGCAGGGACCUGAGGGGAGCAAAGGAGGAGAAAGGCGUGGGGCGGGGAGUGCAAGGAGACCGGGACCCCAGGGGUGGGGGUGACGGUGGUGGUGGGAAGGAGGAGGGGUUCGAGGAGGGCAGCGGAGGAGGUGCUGAGUCCGGCCAGCGCGCAAGGGAGCUGCAGACGAGCUGGUUCAGACCUUAAUCAGAGCUUUCGCCCGCUCCUUGCAGCCGCCGCUGCCCCUUAGCAAGGGAGGACGUGCCGACUCGGCUGUGCGCCCAAAGCAGCGGCCCGCGUUGGGGGUUGGCUGGGCGCGAGCCGGGAGGCCGAGCUGUGAGCGCCGAGGGAGCUGGAAAGACGGCUGCGGCACCUCCGGCCGUUCCGGGGCACGCCCAACCGCCGGCGCUACUGGACCAAGGGUCGCGCCGCCCGGAGGCAGCCCCUGAGCGUGCCUCGCAACCCCGCCGUCCAGCGCUCCCUGGCCCGCUCCGGCCUCCAGCCCGCCAACUCAUCCGGGAGCCUGGGGCAUGAACGGCUACGGCUCCCCCUACCUGUACAUGGGCGGCCCGGUGUCGCAGCCGCCGCGGGCGCCCCUGCAGCGCACGCCCAAGUGCGCGCGCUGCCGCAACCACGGUGUGCUCUCCUGGCUCAAGGGCCACAAGCGUUACUGCCGCUUCAAGGACUGCACCUGCGAGAAGUGCAUCCUCAUCAUCGAGCGGCAGAGGGUCAUGGCGGCGCAGGUGGCGCUGCGCCGGCAGCAAGCCAACGAGAGCCUGGAGAGCCUCAUCCCGGACUCGCUACGCGCACUGCCCGGGCCCCCGCCGCCCGGGGACGCAGCCACCGCCCCGCAGCCGCCGCCGGCCUCUCAGCCGUCUCAGCCGCCGCCGCCGCGCCCUGCUGCCGAGUUGGCCGCGGCCGCCGCUCUGCGCUGGACCUCCGAGCCGCAGCCCGGGGCUCUGCAGGCGCAGCUCGCCAAGCCAGAUUUGGCGGAAGAACGACUUGGAGAUGGCAGCUCAGCAGACAAUACAGAGGUCUUCAGCGACAAAGACACUGACCAGAGGAGUUCCCCAGAUGUGACAAAGAAUAAGGGCUGCUUCACCCCUGAGAGCCCUGAGAUAGUGUCUGUGGAUGAAGGGGGGUAUGCUGUCCAGAAAAAUGGAGGCAACCCUGAGAGCCGCCCUGACAGCCCCAAGUACCACGUGGAGCAGAAUCACCUCCUGAUUGAGGGCCCCUCGGGGACUGUUUCUCUGCCCUUCAGCUUGAAAGCCAACAGACCACCGCUCGAAGUGUUAAAAAAGAUAUUCCCCAACCAGAAGCCAACAGUGCUUGAGCUCAUCCUCAAGGGCUGUGGUGGGGACCUGGUGAGUGCUGUGGAAGUCCUGCUGUCCAGCCGAUCCUCAGUCACGGGAGCAGAACGAACUUCCGCAGAACCCGAGAGUCUCAUGUUGCCCUCCAACGGGCACAUCUUUGAACAUACCUUGAGCUCCUACCCCAUCUCGUCUUCCAAAUGGUCUGUGGGAUCAGCCUUUCGAGUCCCAGACACGUUGAGGUUUUCUGCUGACUCUAGUAAUGUUGUCCCCAAUCCCUUGGCCAUGCCUCUGCAGCACCCUUUCCCCCAGCCACCCCGGUACCCGCUGAUGCUAAGGAAUACUUUGGCGAGAAACCAGUCAAGCCCCUUUUUGCCCAAUGAUGUCACCCUGUGGAACACCAUGACGCUGCAGCAGCAGUAUCAGCUGAGGUCCCAGUAUGUCAGUCCUUUCCCCAGUAACUCUACCAGUGUCUUCAGAAGCUCGCCCGUCCUUCCUGCCCGCGCCACCGAAGACCCUCGGAUUUCCAUCCCUGAUGAUGGGUGUCCAAUUGUGUCAAAGCAGUCUAUGUACACCGAGGACGACUAUGACGAGAGGUCUGACUCCUCGGACUCAAGAAUACUCAACACAUCAUCUUAAAGUGAUGCUGGAUGGGUGGCGGCCAGGUGACAUUUUCUGUGCAUUUUGACCCUGAGGCAUCUGAGGAGAGGCCACAUCUUGUGUAUACCCUUUCCUUCUGUUUGACAAGGUGACUGUGCUUGAUUCUAUACAUUAGCAAUAAAAACAUAACUUAUUUAACUUCUUGCACUUCACUGGAAAAUGCCAAAUAGCUCUGCUCUGUGGCUUUAGUGCUGAAUGUUUAUUGUAAAAGAGAGUCUAAUGUUAAGAAUACUCUUGGGAAGGCUGGGUCCAUGGAAGAUUUAUUUGGGGAUAUAAAGCUGAGGUCAGCCUUGCACCUAAACCCAACCUGGAAUGUUAAAUGAAAUAAUAUACUUGAAUGCAAUUUUGUAAAAGUGGAUUCCUCAGGAUAUGUGAAACCUAAAGGAAGUGGUUCAGUUGCAAAUGGACUAUAAACAGUUACAGUAUAUUCUUAUGCUAAAACUCCUUGCAUUCUAAAGAGAGAUGCACUUAAGAAUAGAGUGAACUGCCUCAUAUGCUUAUUUAAGCUUGGACAGUUUUCAGAGACAAACUCCAUUAAGAAUUACUCCUUUCACCUGGCUGAAUCAAAACAUGUGUAAUGUCAAUGUAAAACCAAUCACAGCUGUGAACUGCAUGAAAUGUAUUGUGAAACGAACACAAGAUUAAGCUUUGUUGGGUUAAUAUAGCAUGCUAAGGACUCUAGAAAAAAAUAAACUAAGGAGAUGA
Callithrix jacchus (white-tufted-ear marmoset) is the source of this 7222-nucleotide messenger RNA. It is a transcript of the gene DMRT3, whose product is annotated as doublesex and mab-3 related transcription factor 3. Lineage: Eukaryota; Metazoa; Chordata; Mammalia; Primates; Cebidae. Gene Ontology annotation, cellular component: nucleus. The record is from RefSeq and is a predicted model, not a curated record. Gene Ontology annotation, biological process: regulation of transcription by RNA polymerase II; male sex differentiation. Gene Ontology annotation, molecular function: RNA polymerase II cis-regulatory region sequence-specific DNA binding; DNA-binding transcription factor activity, RNA polymerase II-specific; protein binding.